GCUGACGUCACAUGGGUCCUUUAAUUCAAAACAACAUGGCAGCCUUCUUCAAGAGUCGGCACCGUUGGAAAAGGACUAGUUGUUUUACUAUUCUAACAAGAAAUCUGACAGGGAAAUAUGAUUAUGACUUGGUCGUUAUUGGAGGAGGCUCAGGCGGUCUGGCGUGUUCCAAGGAAGCGGCCCAGUUGGGGCAGAAGGUUGCUGUGUUAGAUUAUGUGGAGCCAUCUGCUAAAGGUACCAAGUGGGGUCUUGGUGGGACGUGUGUUAACGUUGGCUGCAUCCCCAAGAAGCUCAUGCACCAGGCUGCACUGCUUGGCACCGCGGUUAAAGAUGCCAGAAAGUAUGGCUGGAAGAUCAAGGAUCCAGUGUCCCACGAUUGGGAAACCAUGGCAGAGGCGGUCCAGAACCACGUCAGGUCUCUCAACUGGGGCCACCGGGUCCAGCUCAAGGACAAGAAGGUGAAGUACCUCAAUUUGAAGGGAAGCCUGCUAGAUGAACACACAGUCAGAGGGAUGACCAAAUCUGGGAAGGAGUCCUUCUUGACUGCCAAGAACAUUGUGAUUGCCACCGGAGGGCGUCCCAAAUACCCCACAGACAUCCCAGGAGCCAUGGAGCACGGCAUUACCAGUGAUGACAUCUUUUGGCUGAAAGAGGCACCUGGAAAAACACUCGUGGUCGGAGCCAGUUAUGUGGCUCUAGAGUGUGCAGGGUUCCUGACGGGCAUCGGCCAGGACACCAAAGUCAUGGUGCGCAGCAUUGCCCUCCGUGGGUUUGAUCAGCAAAUGGCGGGGCUGGUGACGGACCACAUGCAGGCGUAUGGGACCAGGUUCGCCUGGGGCUGCGUUCCCCAGAGGGUGGACAAGCUGCCCUCAGGGGCGCUGCAGGUGACCUGGGCCGACACGCGGACGGGCAAGGAGGAGACGGACUCCUUUGACUCGGUGCUGUGGGCCGUGGGCCGAGCACCAGAGGCCAAGGCACUGGGCCUGGACAAGGUGGGGGUGGAGGUCAACCGGGAGACGGGGAAGAUUGUGGUGGGAGCUGAUGAAUCCACCUCUGUGUCCAACAUCUACGCCUUCGGAGACAUUGGCGAGGGUCGGCCUGAAUUGACUCCGACAGCAGUUAAAGCGGGCAGACUGCUUGCCCGCAGGCUAGCUGGCCAAAGCACCCAGCUCAUGGACUAUGACAAUGUGGCGACCACAGUGUUUACUCCUCUGGAGUACAGCUGUGUGGGUCUGUCUGAGGAGGAAGCUGUGGGCAGACACGGGCAGGACGCCAUUGAGGUCUACCAUGCGUUCUACAAGCCUCUGGAGUUCACGGUUGCAGAGAGAGAUGCCAGCCAGUGUUACAUCAAGGUGGUGUGUGAGCGGGGAGGAGAGCAGAGGAUUCUGGGACUGCACUACACAGGUCCCAACGCUGGAGAGGUGAUGCAGGGCUUCUCAUUGGCCCUACGGUGUGGCGCCACCCUCUCCCACCUUAAGGAGACGGUAGGGAUCCACCCGACCUGUGCCGAGGAGCUGACCAAGGUCAGCAUCACCAAGCGCUCCGGCCUGGACGCCACCGUCACCGGCUGCUGAGGUUAAGCUCCCCUGGUCCCUGAACACCACCGAGCACACGGGGUCCCCCACUCUAUAGCAAGGGUUUAGGACGAAUGGUUGUUGGUGAUGCAGGCUGCAUGCCUGCAGUCUCUCUCUCUCUUGGCAGGGUUCAUGGUGGUAGCCUCUCAAAAGGAGAUAACCUGUAGGCUCUCGGUUAAGUAAAUCCCUCAUUUUCUAGCUCGCUCGCCUCCACUCGCUCGCCCGAGAGUUCUCGUAUGAAUCUUUCAUCCAGGACACCAGAAUGGCCUCCUCUAGUGUCCAGGAUUUUCUUCACAUAUGUCUCCCCCUCCACCGUGUAGUACGGCCUGGUCCUCAUCUUCAGCGGGGUUCGGUGGCUGAUAUCGGCGACGCCUGGGCGCUUCGUCGAUGAGGAAGCCCAGGUUAGUGUCGGGGAGGCCGUCACGUGAACGAAACAGGAUGAUUAUCCUAAUUCCAUGCCCCCCGUGCGAGUUUGCGUACGCUCUCGCUCUGAAGGCAAAGUGUUAUGGAUCCCCCAGUUAGCAAAGGCCCGACUGCAGAGCGGGAGCCCGUUAGAUAAACAGCCUCAUAAAUCAGGAUUAUGGGCCCCUCCUUCCAGACUGCUUGUUUUUCCUAUUAUGAUCGUUUUUUUUUCCGUCUUAACGAGAACUGUGGAGAUACCUUGGGUUUUUGUUUCUUUUCGCGCAUUUUUCUUUCUUUUCUGAAUAUAUAUAUAUAUCUAUAUAUAUAUAGAUGUAUAUAUUCCGUAAAUAUUGUCUUUUCUCUGUCUGUACUUCGUGUCCAUUAGUCUUGAAGGUGACACAUGCCUUGCUACCCCUCCACCCCUCCCCCCCCCACCUCCACACCCCCACCACCAACCCUCCACCUCCCCAUCCCCACCACCAACCCUCCACCUCCACACCCCCCACCACCAACUCCCUCCAGCCCCUAACCCUCCACCCCUGACACUGAUGGAUGGCCCCGGGGCCUUCACCAACGUGACCCUCCCAAUUUCCCAGGGACACACACAAACAGUGGACGGCCCGCCUGUCCGUCAGCCUCACAGACCCCGGCCAGAGCGCCAGGCUUGUUUUUGAGGGUCUUCGGCCCCCCCGGCCCUCAGAAUAUCCCAAUGCACCAACUAGUGCAGCACGCCUACUGUGUGUGUGUGUGUGUGUGUGUGUGUGUGUGUGUGUGUGUGUGUGUGUGUGUGUGUGUGUGGACAGCUCUAUCCCUUCUGUUACAAAUCAUCAGUGCCGCGCUAUUGUAGGCUGUAGUACUCAAAUUCACCCGACAGUGGCACUGUUGUCUUCUAAUUCUCACACUUUACUCCAGGGCAGGGGAUGAAACAUAAGCUUGCACACAUUCAGCGUUGAAAUGCAGCACACACACACACACACACACACACACACACACACACACACACACACACACACACACACACACACACACACACACACACACACACACACACACACACAGGCAUAAACACACACCAACCCACACACACAGAGGCAUAGACACACACACACACAGAGGCAUAGACACACAAACCCACACACACACACAGAGGCAUAGACACACACAAACCCACGCACACACACCUUUAAUCCUUAUUAAAAAGAGAUGUGCUUUUGGGCCUGGAGGUGGAACGCAGGGUGCUAGAGUGGAUGCCAAACUGAUAAGAGGUUAUCUGUUGUGUAUUUACACGGAUGGAAGGUCAGCCGCUCACAGGGCUAUCACCUGUGACUCUAAACAAACACACACACACACACACACCACAUGCACGCAUGAGCACAUACACAAACACACACACACACACACACACACACACACACACACACACACACACACAGAAAGUAGUUUUUUUGUGAAUAAAGCAGCAAUAGGCAACUCUACCACUUGCUGCCGCCAUAACCAUAACACCCACAGCACUAUGUUAAGCAGAACGGGGUAAGCAGCCCUGUGAGGGAGAGUCACUAUGGAGAUGGAGAAGGGUUACGAGACGGAGGCCGGUGGGCUGAGUUUAUUUGUGUUUGAAGUCUAAUCUCCCCUCCUUCACAUCCCGGCCCCCCCACCCUGAUUAAUGAUCCCGAUGAAGGCAGUGUGACAGUGUGCCAGGAGAUGGCAAGAAGACAGCAGAACCAGGAGGUGGGGGACGAGAGACAGCUAGAGAGAGAGAGGGACAGCGAGGGAGACGGAGAGGGAGUUACCAGGUUUAUUUGGACCUCCAGUUGAGGGCGAUUCCGAAGAAGACAGAGAGCGAGAGAAAGAGAGCAGGGAUGCAGCCCUGUGUUAGAGGAUAGAGGGGCGGGUGGGUGUGGGGAGAUGAUGUGUGCACGGUGUUCAGGGCCAGGGUGCUGACGGAGGAACCCUGACCUCCACUCGCCAGAAACAGCUUGACUCCAUCACCCAGAGCACAGAGGGCUCCUCGCCCGCUCUGCACGCCACUGCCGCACACCGCUGUGUGUGUGUGUGUGUGUGUGUGUGUGUGUGUGUGUGUGUGUGUGUGUGUGUGUGUGUGUGUGUGUGUCUCUGUGUGUUUUCCCGAGGUAAUGGAGUCAUCGAAUGGCUGCUCCUAAUGAAGCUCUUCGGAGGCCCGGCGCCGGCGAUGGGAAGUCAUUCAGGCGAUCGAUGUAACAGUAAUGUCUGUUUGCUUUUUGGCUCUCCUGUUUCCUUUUUGGAGCCACCACUGUUCGUUAUUGUUAUUCAGACAGACAGACUGACAGAAGGGCAACGAAGAGGAAAGAUACAGAAAGAGUCGAGCAACUCGGCAUCGUCGUGGGAAACGUCAAAGUAGUUUUUACGGUGGUGGAGCAAAUGGCGUCAGUCAAGCGAGAUGGCCUGGCCGGUAGGGCGGGGUCAGGGUUCAACUUUCAGGUGGACCAGUUUAUGAAGACUUGCACUAAAACCCUGAACUAGGGGUGGUGUGAGUCCGAUGUCACCUGGUCACAAAUUCCCUGAUCUGUAAAUAUAUAGCCAUUAUUAUAUUUUCUCAAAAUGUCUGAGAAGCAUAAUUUAUAUUUAUUCAGGUUAUUUAUAAGGAUGUCUCGAAUAAAUUUGUCCAAUCAUGA
Molecule: messenger RNA, 4627 nt
Organism: Gadus morhua (Atlantic cod)
Lineage: Eukaryota; Metazoa; Chordata; Actinopteri; Gadiformes; Gadidae
Gene: txnrd2.2
Product: thioredoxin reductase 2, tandem duplicate 2
Exons: 17
Coding region: 12-1574 (520 amino acids)
Biological process (GO): cellular response to oxidative stress; cell redox homeostasis; glutathione metabolic process
Cellular component (GO): cytosol; mitochondrion
Molecular function (GO): thioredoxin-disulfide reductase (NADPH) activity; flavin adenine dinucleotide binding; glutathione-disulfide reductase (NADPH) activity
Source: RefSeq, a predicted model, not a curated record